Messenger RNA from Eruca vesicaria subsp. sativa (arugula), 1669 nucleotides. The record is from the annotation of a GenBank genome assembly. Lineage: Eukaryota; Viridiplantae; Streptophyta; Magnoliopsida; Brassicales; Brassicaceae.
GGCGGCCUCUCUCUUCCCUACUCACUUUUCUCCGAUUUAGGGUUUCCACAGUCGCCAUGUAUCGCACCGCAGCUUCACGAGCCAAGGCUCUCAAGGGAUCUCUUAGCCGAAGUUUGACACCGGCGCGUUAUGCAAGUUCCAGUGCUGUUGCUACGAGUUCUUCUUCUUCUUCUUCAGGUUUCUUCGGAUGGUUGACCGGUGGAUCAUCUUCUUCGCUUACUUCAUUGGACAUGCCACUACAGGGUGUAUCUCUACCUCCGCCACUCUCUGACCAUGUUGAGCCGAGCAAACUUAAGAUCACUACUCUUCCUAAUGGUCUCAAAAUCGCCUCAGAGAUGUCUCCCAAUCCAGCAGCUUCUAUUGGUUUGUAUGUUGAUUGUGGUUCUAUCUAUGAGGCUCCUUAUUUCCAUGGAGCAACACAUUUGCUUGAAAGGAUGGCUUUCAAGAGCACGACUAACAGAAGCCAUCUACGUCUUGUGAGGGAAAUUGAAGCCAUUGGAGGAAACACCUCGGCAUCUGCAUCUCGGGAGCAAAUGAGUUACACUAUAGAUGCUCUUAAAACCUAUGUCCCUGCAAUGGUUGAAGUUCUUAUUGACAGUGUGAGGAACCCUGCUUUCUUGGAUUGGGAAGUUAAUGAAGAGCUACGUAAGAUGAAGGUAGAGAUAGCAGAACUUGCAAAGAACCCUAUGGGUCUCCUCAUGGAGGCCGUUCACUCUGCUGGUUAUUCCGGUGCAUUGGCAAAUCCUCUGUACGCUCAUGAGUCUGCUUUGGACAGAUUGAACGGGGAACUCUUGGAGGAGUUUAUGACCGAGAAUUUCACUGCUGCACGUAUGGUACUGGCGGCAAGUGGAGUUGAACACGAGGAACUUUUACAAGUUGUUGAGCCACUAACUUCUGACCUUCCUAAUGUACCGCGCCAAGGGGAGCCCAAAUCUCAGUAUACUGGUGGAGAUUUUCGCCAACAUACUGGUGGAGAGGUAUCUAUGACAGAUUUGCUGUCAUUGUUUUAUGUUACAACUGUAACUGAGCUUUUUGUUCUGUUAUCUUUUCAGGCUACACACUUUGCGCUUGCUUUUGAGGUGCCUGGCUGGAAUAAUGAGAAAGAAGCAGUCAUUGCCACUGUUCUCCAGAUGCUUAUGGGAGGGGGUGGCUCAUUCUCAGCUGGAGGCCCUGGAAAAGGAAUGCACUCAUGGCUCUAUCGCCGUAUUCUAAACGAAUACCAGCAAGUUCAGUCGUGUACUGCAUUCACUAGCAUCUUUAACAACACCGGUCUGUUUGGAAUCUAUGGUUGCUCAAGUCCCGAGUUCGCUGCCAAAGCCAUUGAGUUAGCAGCUAAAGAACUGAAAGAUGUUGCCGGAGGAAAAGUUAACCAGAAGCAUCUUGAUCGCGCCAAGGCAGCCACAAAAUCUGCAGUUCUGAUGAAUUUGGAAUCUCGGAUGAUUGCAGCAGAAGACAUUGGCAGGCAAAUACUUACAUACGGAGAAAGGAAGCCAGUUGAGCAGUUCUUGAAGACAGUAGACGGACUUACUUUGAAGGACAUUACAGAUUUCACCAGCAAGAUUAUUUCUAAGCCUUUGACAAUGGGUUCCUUCGGAGAGGUGUUGUCUGUUCCAAGCUACGACACCGUAAGCAGCAAAUUUUGUUGAAGGAGCAAACGUUUGCUAUAAAA